UUUUGUGUGCGUGUUUAUGUGUCCUCGUCCACCUGCGCGUCGCGGAAAAGCCACUUUAGACCUUGACGAGCGCUGAACCUGACUGGAUCACUUUCGCUCGUCCGUGUACGGCGCUUUUGCGUGUGCGCGUGUGGUUAAGUUCCCCAGGGGGGGCGCAAAGCAAGCAGUUCACAAUUGGCUCGGAAGUGGAUGCAGACGCCGUCCACCACUCCGUGGAGUGAGGCUUUGCUUUCUUCCCUCUCCCUGAUUUGAAUCUAAUCGAAGCAGCUUUAACACAAGAAGAAGAAGAAAAAGAAGAAGAAAAACAUCAGGAUGCUGCAACAGCGAGAAUGAGAGGAGACUUUUAUCGCAAUGCCACUUGGGUCUUGAUGCGCAAUUCCUAAGUGCUCUUUUUGAUGGUGGAUUUUUUUUCCCCUUUCCGCACUUAAAAAGAAAAUAAAAGAGAAAAGAAAAAAGUGGAUCGGGUGACUUUACAAGCAUGCGGCACACUUGGCGGUUUGGGACUACUUUGGAAUACUGGACCUGUGUGCAGGUUGCUUGUCUCAUGUGGAUUCAGUACUCGUGCGGGAUGCCUCACGUCAUCCGAAUCGGCGGGAUUUUCGAGCAAACAGACGGACCCGUCUCCCUGGUCAGCGCCGAGGAGCUGGCCUUCAAAUUUGCCGUCAACAAUAUCAACAGAAACCGGACCUUACUGCCCAACACCACGCUGACGUAUGACAUACAGAGGAUUAACAUCUAUGAUAGCUUCGAGGCAUCCAGGAAAGCGUGCGACCAGCUGUCCCUGGGCGUAGUGGCCAUCUUUGGGCCGUCGCACAGCUCGUCGUCCAACGCUGUGCAGUCCAUCUGCAAUGCGCUGGAGGUGCCCCACGUGCAGGUGCGCUGGAAGCACCACCCCAUGGACAACAGGGACACCUUCUAUGCCAACCUGUACCCCGAUUACUCAUCGCUCAGCUACGCUAUCCUCGACCUGGUCCAGUUCCUCAAGUGGAAAACGGCCACCGUGGUCUAUGACGAUAGCACGGGCCUGAUAAGACUGCAGGAGCUGAUCAUGGCGCCUUCCAGGUACAACAUACGGCUGAAGAUUCGGCAGCUGCCGGUGGACACGCACGACACGCGGCCCCUUCUCAAGGAGAUGAAGAGGAGCCGUGAGUUCCGCAUCAUCUUUGACUGCAGCCACCAAAUGGCCGCGCAGAUCCUCAAGCAGGCCCAGACCAUGGGGAUGAUGACAGAGUACUACCACUAUAUCUUCACCACUCUGGAUCUGAUGGCCAUCGAUUUGGAGCCGUAUCGCUUUUGUGGCGUCAACAUGACAGGCUUCCGCAUCCUCAACGUGGACAACCCCCUGGUGUCUUCCAUUGUGGACAAAUGGUCCACAGAAAGGCAGAUCCCGCCGAAACCUGACUCGGGCCUCCUGGAAGGCAUCAUGACGACAGAUGCGGCGCUGACCUACGACGCCGUCCACAUCGUGUCGGUCUCCUACCAGCACGCGCCGCAGAUGACCGUCAACUCGCUGCAGUGUCACCGCCACAAACCCUGGCGAUUUGGCGGCCGCUUCAUGAGUUUCAUCAAAGAGUCUCAUUGGGACGGACUGACUGGGAGACUCUCGUUCAACAAGACAACUGGAUUGCGUACAGAUUUCGACCUGGACAUCAUAAGUCUGAAGGAGGAUGGACUAGAAAAGGUCGGCAAGUGGAGUGCGUCGGGAGGGCUCAACAUCACAGAAGUGCCCAAGCGAAAAGGGAUGAACAUCACAGAUUCGCUGGCCAACCGCUCACUGGUCAUCACCACCAUCCUCGAGGAGCCAUACGUCAUGCUUAAGAAGUCUGACAAGGCACUCGUUGGGAACGACCGCUUUGAAGGCUUCUGCGUCGACUUGCUUAAGGAGCUCGCCUCUGUGCUGGGCUUCGCCUAUGAGAUCCGACUGGUGCCCGACGGAAAGUACGGCUCCCAGGACGACAAGGGGCAGUGGAAUGGAAUGAUACGGGAACUCAUUGAACAUAGGGCUGACUUGGCGGUGGCUCCCCUCACCAUCACCUACAUGCGUGAGAAGGUGGUGGACUUCACAAAACCCUUCAUGAGCAUGGGCAUCAGUAUCCUGUACCGCAAACCCAAUGCCACCAACAACGGCUUCUUCUCCUUCCUCAACCCCAUGACGCCCGACAUUUGGAUCUACAUCCUGCUGGCCUACCUGGGUGUCAGCUGCGUCCUUUUUGUCAUUGCCAGGUUCAGCCCGUACGAGUGGUACGACGCCCACCCUUGCAACCCAGGAUCUGACGUGGUGGAGAACAACUUCACGCUGCUGAACAGCUUCUGGUUCGGAGUGGGCUCCUUGAUGCAACAAGGCUCAGAACUGAUGCCCAAGGCCCUGUCAACCAGGAUCAUCGGUGGAAUCUGGUGGUUCUUUACGCUCAUCAUCAUAUCGUCCUACACGGCCAACCUGGCAGCGUUCCUCACCGUGGAGAGGAUGGACUCGCCUGUGGAUUCAGCCGACGACAUCGCCAAGCAGACCAAGAUUGAGUAUGGUGUGGUCCGUGACGGGGCCACCAUGACUUUCUUCAAGAAAUCAAAGGUUUCCACUUUUGAGAAGAUGUGGGCCUUCAUGAGCAGCAAGCCGAGCACAUCGCUGGUCAAGUCCAUCGAGGACGGCAUCCAGCGGGUGUUGAAGUCCGACUACGCUCUCAUUAUGGAGUCCACCACCAUCGAUUACAUCACCAGACACAACUGCAACCUUACACAGCUGGGGGGCCUCAUCGACAGCAAAGGCUAUGGAAUCGGCACUCCCCUCGGCUCGCCAUACAGGGACAAAAUCUCCAUAGCCAUCCUGAACAUCAUGGAGGACGGUCGCCUACACAUGCUGAGGGAGAAGUGGUGGAGUGGGAGCAGCUGCUUGGAUGAUGAGCGUCGAGAGACGGGCGCCAUGGGGAUCCAGAACCUGGGCGGCAUAUUCAUCGUAUUGGCAUCUGGCCUGGUACUGUCGGUCUUUGUGGCAAUCGCUGAGUUUCUCUACAAACUGAGGAAGACGGCGGAGAGGGAGCAGGUCUUUGUGCAGCGCCAUGGUGGACGAGAUCAGACUGUCGUUCACCUGCGAGAGGCGGGUGAAACACAAGCCGCAGCUCCCGGUCGCGGCGGCGGCGGCGAAGGCGGAUGCGGUGAUCAACAUGCACGCCUACAACGACCGCCGUCUCCCCGGAAAGGACAACCUGAGCUGCAGCGCUGGGAUGACCCCCGUGUUCCCGUAAGCCUGCGCUCUCCGCAGGUCAAGAGCCUCCUGAGCAACGUGUCAGGGGCGCUGCCCGAGACCAGAGACAACGGCAUCGACGGGAUCCUCCGGUUCACCAUGAACCACAGCGACAUGGGGACGCUUACCAAACACGGACAACUCAAAAUGGCGGCAUCUGCCACGCAGGUAUGACAACGCAAAUCUGAAAAAAGACAUUACGUUGAAGAAAGUAUCUUUCAUUCCGUUCCUUGGGGAAGGAGUCAUCGGGCUGAGGGUUACGUGCGCAACACAAAAACAAGUAAACACCAAACAAAUCAGCGGAAAGAAUGGACUGGGGAAAAAAGAUGGCAAUAAAUAACAAAUCUGGUCAUUGUCAUGUUACCUCAAACAGACUGUUGCGUAAUGAACCACAGGAUGGAAAAAUGUUUCCUCCAGUAGACACAGUUAAAAACAGACAUUGUGAGGUUGUCUAAUUUCACAGCGACGUAAGCAAUUAAAUCAUCGGUGCGAGGUAAGGCCGCCUUUGUCUUUGUGCCGUUACGGGAUUUCCAUAUAUUUAAGCCCGAGCAGGCCUCACACGAGCAUGACUUUGUACACGAGAGGACUAUUCAUCUGUUAAAGAAGAAAAAAAAAAAGUUCCUUGCCAAAGAUGUGACCCUUCACCACGACCAGUGCGCGAUCCUGAUUUCAAUGGAAAUGGAUUCUUUACUUGCAUUGGGUGGAAACAGAUUGAAUGGAAAUUGGCUGAGUACCUGAAACGCUUGGAUUUACACUGCAGGUUCAAGUGUCCAAUGUCAAGUUAAUGCCUGUGUCAGAUUUGUUUUCCAUGUAUAUUUCAAGUGUUGGAUACAUUUCUCAUAUGGCCGCGUCUACAUUUACAAAACCCAUGAAGUAAUUCACAGAUGCGCAAAUUAUCCAGAAGCAAAAAAUGAUAGAAUAAUGGGCCAAAUAUUAAAUGUUUCACUGCAUUUGGUUGGACUGAUUUGGCCACCAUCUGCAAUUAUUUUGCUGAUUAGGUACUGAGCAUACUUCAAAUGUAGCAUAUGUAGAGAUAUGAGUGACUCGAUUUAGGAGUUGUUCAAGACAGGAGUUUGUGCACAGAUGAUUUUUUUUUUGCUUGUUUUUUUUUUUGCUUUUUUUUUUUUGCUUUGACUUGAGAACAAAAAUGUGAGAUACGAGUGCUCUUUGGUGGCAGUGAACUCAACUCUCUUCACAACAAAAUGCAGUUUGAUAGACAUUGAAGACUUCUUGGAAAAAAAAGCUUCAGGCUGUUUUUGAAUCAUGAAUUAUGCCUUGUGUAUUUAAAGAGCCACACAGAUUUGCCUUAAAAGAAGUCCAUUUAGCUUCAUGCCAACAAACAAUGAAAAACUGCAAUGCAAAACAAAAAGUUGAACUAAAGACUAGCAUUAAUAUGAUGGUAUCAAUAUGGUAUACACUUUAAGGCAACAAAUAUUUUAACACAAAUGUUGGAGUAACGCUUGUAGACAUACUCUAAGCGUGCUCAAAGGCAUUAUUUUUUUCAUCCUUUGCGAAAAAUGACUCAUUACUGGAGUAUAUUAAGUCAGAUGUGAGGCUCAAUCUUCCCGUGUGUCUCUAUGGCUAUGUUAUACUGCCCCCAGUGGCCAAAGCGCACACACCACUAAGAGCAUAUUCAAUGGACCUUGUCGCUAACUGAUUUUUCACAGUCUAUUAAAUGUUGUCCCGACAAUAUUUUUUUAUAAAGUACAUUAACGAGUGCAGUUUUUCCAAAUUGAAAAAAACUAAAUAAUAGUUUUUUUUAGGGGGGCCUGGGCAGUUACAAGAGUUUCUGUUUCAUUUGGGGAAAAUUGAGAUACAAGGGUUUUGAGUUGACAGUGAUCAUUGAACAAAUUAAAUACAUACCUCAAGGCAUCAUUUUAUUUAAUUAUCUACUCUUUUGCAGUAGUUUAGAUUCAUGUUUAUUUGUGUAGUUUGGACAGACGCGGGUGUGUGUAUACAUUACCGAUAUGUGUAGUUCACUGACAUCAAGCUGGCAUCGAUAUCCAAUCUUCACGCCUACGCUGCACUCGCAUCCGUAUAAUG
Syngnathoides biaculeatus (alligator pipefish) is the source of this 5281-nucleotide messenger RNA. RefSeq names its product glutamate ionotropic receptor kainate type subunit 3 (gene grik3). Gene Ontology annotation, molecular function: transmitter-gated monoatomic ion channel activity involved in regulation of postsynaptic membrane potential; kainate selective glutamate receptor activity. NCBI's taxonomy places the organism in Eukaryota, Metazoa, Chordata, Actinopteri, Syngnathiformes, Syngnathidae. The coding region runs from base 479 to 3412 and encodes 977 amino acids. Gene Ontology annotation, cellular component: postsynaptic membrane; plasma membrane; presynaptic membrane. The transcript has 16 exons. Gene Ontology annotation, biological process: synaptic transmission, glutamatergic; monoatomic ion transport; modulation of chemical synaptic transmission. The record is from RefSeq and is a predicted model, not a curated record.